Messenger RNA from Spodoptera frugiperda (fall armyworm), 6513 nucleotides. RefSeq names its product deubiquitinase DESI2. Gene Ontology annotation, molecular function: deubiquitinase activity. The record is from RefSeq and is a predicted model, not a curated record. The transcript is spliced from 9 exons. The coding region runs from base 221 to 943 and encodes 240 amino acids. Lineage: Eukaryota; Metazoa; Arthropoda; Insecta; Lepidoptera; Noctuidae. Gene Ontology annotation, biological process: protein deubiquitination.
AAAGUAAGCAAAGCACAUUGGGGUUAUUGUUCGUUUUUUAGCUAAUUUUAACGUUUAACUCGUAUCUUUUCACGUAAUUAAGAUUAUUAGUUAAAGUGUUCAAUUACGCCGUUUGGACAAUGGAGGUUUUUAUUUGAUUCGGUGUCAAAAUUCUAUGGAAUACGUUUGCAUACCACAGAAGCCAAAUAACAGUAUCCACAGUUGAGAAGUAUGUGUAGAGAUGAAGAGAUGUGACGCGUGCCGUGUCCGUUCCGAACGGAGGACGGAGGAGAGGGCAGACAGCACGGGAGACAGAGCCCCCCUCAUAGACAUAACUGUCCCUCAGGAGGAGUCUUACGAUAGCCAAAAUUUAUCGUGCGGCAUCUGCGCCAUGUUCCCGUCGUGCAUGUCGCUGCUGUCGCGCCGCGGGGAGCAGCGCGCGCCGCGCCCCGGCCAGGCGGCCGUCGUCCUCAACGUGUACGACAUGUACUGGACCAACUGGUAUACGGCGGGAGCGGGUGUGGGGGUGUUCCACAGCGGGGUACAGGUUCACGGCUCGGAGUGGGCGUACGGUGGACACCCGUACGCCUUCACCGGCGUCUUCGAGAUCACGCCGCGGGACGAACGGGAGCUAGGCGAACAGUUUCGUUUCAGACAAAGUGUGCACAUAGGUUAUACAGACUUCAGCGAAGACGAAGUGAGACGGCUGGUAGCAGAACUUGGCAAGCAGUUCCGCGGUGACAGAUACCACCUAAUGAACAACAACUGCAAUCAUUUCACCUCAGCGUUUUGUUUGGCACUAUGCGACCACGACAUCCCCGCCUGGGUGAACCGGCUCGCGUACGUAAGCUCGUGCGUGCCCUUCCUGCAGCGGUGUCUGCCCAAAGAGUGGCUGACCCCGGCCGCGCUGCAGCAGUCGUUGGCGGCGCACUCGCGCUCCUCCUCGCCACAGACGCCCCAAUAGCAUCAAUAUGUACUGCACAGUUGCAGAUAAGCAGUCAGAAGUGUUGUGCGAACUAAUUCAUACUAGAGUUAAAAUUAGCUAGUACUUGGUUUGGCGCAUUGUCGAUGGUUACUAGAGAGGCGGAGUCGCACGCCGUUGAAAUAAAAACUUUUAGUCGAUUUUCUCUAUGGCAUGUUUAAAAAAUCGACUAAAAAACGCAGUGACUUAAAAACGGUUUUGACGUGACUCCGGCCUUUGUUAUAUUAAACUAAUUAUAAUUAAAUCCUUGUGUUAAUAAAAACUGAGUUGUCUCUUUCGUUUUCUAGAACAAGUGAUAGAGAUGGCAGUAUGUUGCUCAGUUUUUUUUUAACAAAGGGUAUACUUACAGUAGUGUUGUCCCCCAUUUUAAGGGUUCCUAUUUGAAUACGGAACUUGUAUUUAACGAAUAUUUAAAAUGUAACUUUUAAAGGAAUUGAUCGUUUACGUGGUUUUCUUAACUAAUUAUAAUAAUUAUUUCUUGUCUGGAAACUAUAUCUGAAGUAUAUUUCGUUAUAAAUUAUUUUUUUGCGUGAUAAAAGACAAAGUUAUAUUCGGACACAGAUCAUUUAUUUAUCAUUUAAAAUUAAAUCUUUAAGAUAUAUUACAUUUCAAAUAAUUUUCAUUAAAAUUCUCAUAAAUUAUUCUACAUUCAUUCAUUUUACUUACAAAUUUUCAUUUUUCUAACUAUAAGAAUAUCGGGUUUCUAUUUAUAAAAUACUAAAAAAAAAAACCAUUUUGUCGAUGCGAAUGUAAAAUGGCGGAUGUUUGUAUGUGUGUGUUAACAUAAAUGAAUAUAUACGUAGAAAUUUGUAGUCCGUCCGUCGAUCGUUAAAAAUGGCGUGAUUUCACAUUAUAAAUGGGAGUUUUUCUAUAAAUUCGUUAUUUACAAAGUCGGGCAAAGGGCGGGCAUUACGGAUUUAGUUUCUAGGUAUAGAUAUAUAUCUGAAACGGUCAAAAUAUCACCCCAGAAAUGCCUAGAAUCAAACAACAACACACAACUUAGAAAAUGGUUAAGAAAUAUUUAUUAAACAAGUAAAAAUCCGAUAAAUUCCAUAGAAAAAAAGCCUCCAUAAAAAUUAAACGUUCCAAUUUUAACGCUUUUAACUCAAAGUAAACCCAAAUGUGAAUUGUAUAAAAAAAAUCGCAUAAUACUGAAAUAUUUACGAAAACAAGUGAAAAAGUCGGGUAAAAAGGUAUUCUGCCCUUUGCUGGACUUCGGUGGGGAGAAAUAAAUAUCUUGUUAAAUAAUAUUUUAAAUCGUUUGGGAGUGUGUGUUAUAAUAAUUUAGUAAUUUUAAAUAUAUUGGUAUAAACGUUGAAGGUUGAACACUCAAUAUCUAUUCAUCUCUGUCUUGCACUAACUAAAGACUCUUGCGUGAAAGAGAUAGAUUUAAUUGGAAUGUCAAAAAAAUACAACUUUAGAGACUGUCGCUAUCUUGGGCUUUUGGUUGAUGUAAAACGAAUCUAAGCUAAAAAAAAUAAUAGUUCAAGUUCAACAAGGCAUUAUAAAAAUCCUUGUUGAACCUUGGUAAUAAAAAAAUCGGGGUUGGGAAUUUGGUAAUGGUUCUCAUAAUUAUAGGAAAGGGGUGGAAUUUGAGGGUGGGAUGGUGGUGCGAAAAUUAAACAUUCUGUUCUAAAGAAUUUAAUAUAUAAAUAUCACAAUUAUUUGGCUUAACUGUGAAAUUAUGCCAAUAACAGCCAUUUGUGUUUAAAAGUAUGUUUAUACACGAUUUCAUUUAGAAAAGGUAGGAUGACGUCUGGUGUUUGAAGUAAAUAGAGUUGCAAAGUAGGAUAGGACCAUUAAUCGCUUGAAGAAUCAAUAAACUACCAAUUUCAAUAACCGAUCUUUACCCAAAAUUUUGAAUCGAUCUUAUUUUUUGACAGAAAUUCUAUAAAACUAAUGUCAAAAAAUUUGUCUUAAUCUAAAGAUUCUGACUUGAUAUUGGUUAUUGAAAUCGGCAGUAAAACUAAUGCUUUGACUUUACUUUGGUAACAACGAUCUCUAAAGUUUAUUUAAAAAAAAGAUAAUUUAAUAAAGAAAGACCUUCCUCGUUUAUACCUUAUACUUUAUUUCGAGAUGAAAAAUUCAUUGUAAAAUUUCACUUUAUGUCAAUUCAUUCAAUAAGUUCAUAAUAAUAUAUCCCCAUUGUGUAUUUAGUAAUUUAUUUAAAUUAAUUAAUUAGUUAAUAAAUAUUUGAUAUCUCUCAUAAGUACAUUUACAAAUCAGUGUGUCAGGUUAUACUUAAAUCAAAGUGCACUUAGAAAAUUGUGCGUUUACUGGGUUAUUUAGACAUAAAUAAUAUAAUGUUACUGCUAAGGCUGGGCACAGGUCACUAAUCGCAAGUUAUGUUGCUCAAAAUGACCAAAUUAUGCCUGUAUAUUUUUUAACACAUUGAACGCCGUGGUGGUCACCGGUGACCGACGUUAGCGGAGGAUUUGCCUUCAACAGUUUUCUAUUGGCACUCAAAGACUUAAACAUCCUCCACGUGUAGCGUGUCCUUUUACAAAUAUAAUGAGACAUAAAAUAAUUUGUGGAUUAUACAAAUAAUUGUUUCGAAUACGCGACACGUUGCAUAGCAGUCGGUUGCGAAUAAUCUAUCUAAUCUUACUGACGGGAUAAACUAAAUAUAGCUUCAUUUUCAGCAACGUAAUUUACGAAUUAUUUACUUACGUAACUAUGCAAUAAUCAGGUACACAGGAUUUAUAUGAAAGUAAGUUUAGGCUUUAUAAGGGUUUUUUAGAAGCCAUAAUCAUUAGCUUGUUCAUGUAACACGAUAUAAUCUUGUACUCUGCUAGUAAAUAGACCCAGAUCUUGUUUGAAUUUAAAAUUUUGUAGUAAAGCCAUAAAUUUUCUGUCCUUUCCUUGGAUAAAAGCCUUUUUAACCAUCUAGUUCCCAUAUCACACAUUUUGUUCAUAAAAAUAAGUAAAUUUCCUAAAUAAUUGAGUCCAAAACUGCCCAAUUACGGUUUAUAAUAUGAAUAAUUUCUACUUAACGCGGCGAAAGACUAGUAUUAAUAAAUCAUUAUAUUUAAGCAUAGCUACAAACCUGAUAUUUCACAAAAGUGCCAUUUGAUAUAAUAAUGGAAGUUAGGUAAUAUAAUUUAAAGUCUAAAUUUAUAAUUUGUCACGUGGCCAUUGAUCGUUUUGUUUUUAGAAAUUAACAGUUAUCGUAGAACGUUUAGAAAUUAUCGGCUUGAAUAUAUUAUGAGCAGAACAUGAUUAUACAUAUUGUAAUAUAAAUUAAAAUAUUCUCGAAACUAUGGACUUGACAAUGCGCCAACGGAAAACGUAUUUCAAAUAGCAACACUUAGGGCACGAAUAAAACGUCAAUGUCAAUCUUUCCCGCCAUUUUUUUAACUUUCUGAAGUGACUACAAAAUUGGCAAUCCUAUAUAAUCAUCAUGGUUAUUCUCAUUUGUAAAAUAAUUUACAGUAAAUCGACUAAAUUGGGACUAGAACAAGUUUCGAAUAAAUAACAUGUUCUUAUGUUUCAUUCUCUCAUUUUUUGAAGUUAGUUGUCUACUGUAAUGUUUUAAAUAGUAAUAAAUCAUGAUUUUUGUAUCUUUUGUGCAUUUUCGUGCAGUUAGUCGUGUUGUCUAAUUGAAAUACGUGUGUAACGUGUAAGUAUCGGACUACACAAUAUGUGCCACGUCUCACCUCAGUGUUUCAACUUAUGACAUUUUUACAACUUACGAUAAAACACGCUGACGUUUGUAUUCAGAAAUUUGACAAUAAUGACAGGUGUCACAUUGACAUUGACAGAAAACAAUAACAGAAAAAGAUGAAUUAGAAAUUAGACAAAUUACUUACUGAUCAACUAGUAAAAUAGACAACAGAGCAGUACAGAAAUUAGUUUAAUGCUCUCGUUCAUAGAAUUUAUUAAUGCUCAAUCUAAUGAGAUCAAAAAUAAGAACUGUUCGUUCUUGUAAGUCUCAAGGAUAUGUAUCAUUUAGACACGGUCUCUAAUAAUUUGUUAGAAAACUCAAACAUUGCGAUUUCUGAAUAUAAACGUCAGUUGAAGGAUAGUAGUUAGGAUAUAUUAUUAUGGUGUAGGUACGCUGGCGACAUACACGGUUGGGACAAGUAUUUAAAUAAGUUUUAUUUAUUUACUCAUACACUUCUCUUUUAUCUCUCAACAAAAAUAUAAGUGUGAUAGCAGUAUUUAUUGUGUAUACAAAAUGCCCUCUGUUAUUGUAACUUACCUUAAAACUACUAGCUUAACUCUCCUUCUCUAUAGUUUUAUUUUUAAGAUACCAACGAGUUCCUAAAACUCAUGACAAUUUGUCUAUGCUUACUCAUAAAUGUCAAACCGUAUGUGUUGCCACGUAACGAACCUCGAAAUACUGUAGAUUUUGGAAAUAAAAUAAUAUAAUUAAAAUUAUAAUAUGCAAAUAAAAGAGUUGAACUGUUAAUAACACUAUAAACUGUUUAAGAGUAGAUUUAUGUAAUGUACAUGUUUAUUUUAAAGUUUUCAUUUGUUCGAGUAAGGGCAACUGUACUUGCAAACAUACAGACAGUUUUUCUUACAUACACCGCAGCAAUUUGUCACAUAUGUUCUUAUUGUAAUCUCACUGGAAGUUUUUCGAAGUUUGUAUUUUAAUUUAGUUUCGUAGCAAAUUAUGUCAUAUUUUUAACCUUUUGCACAUAAUAAAUGAAAUAAUUUAAAAUGUAUAAUGAAACUGUUCAUUCAUUUAUUUAUUUGUACACAUAAAAUUGGAUAAAGCAUUCCGAAUUAAUCGAUUAUAUAAAUUGUACUGUCAAGAAACUGAUCUAACUUACAUUAUAUCUUUCAGAUUAUUGGAUAUUUUGAACCAAAGAAAUUGUACCACGUCUCUUGCAAAGAAUAAUAAUUUUAUACUUGUUUGAUUAAAAAUCGUAUUUUUAACAUUAAUUCCAUAGUUAUAUCUAUUUAUUAACGUUUAAAAUGAAGCAGCUUUUUAAAAUAACAUUCCUAAAUAUAUGUCUAUCGCGGAUUCAAUAAAUUGUUUGUGUAAACUUGGUAAAUACACUAUUUCUUCAUCACCGAUCACUGGACUCGAGCUUGUUAGUUAUUUACCAAAGUUAUAUCUAGUUCUACUUUACUUAGUGUGUUGCAUUUAUUUUAUCUGACGUUUUGUGUGUGCAUGUGUGUAUUUUUAGUUUUUUAUUUGUAAUUUAAGGCCAUAUUUUAGCUUGUACGUUAUACAAUGAGUUUAUAUCCCUGUACACGUCGGGAAGUAUACUUUGGAAAUGUUUGUACAAUUUAUUUCUAGUUAUGUAUGUAAGUAGUUGCAAGUUGAAUUUCGAUUCGAUGUUAGUGUGGGAUAAAGUCUCUAUUUUUAUUAUGAUGUGGUAACUAAAUUAUGAUGUAACGAACUAAUUUAGAUGUUAAAUGAUAUAACACUGUUACAGACAAGUAAAUCAAUGUAUAUUCUAUUCGGUGAGCCGGAAACUGUUGUCUAUAUUUUUCGCUCAUUGAAUGGUGAUAUUUAACGGUUUUUUCACAAUAUUGUCAUAUUAAACUUUGACAAUAGUAUAAUUUUUGAAUGAAUAAACUGUGUAAAAAGUUUGCAA